AGUUCUUUCUGACAUCACUGGAGUACGAAUUCAGGAUUGGUGGAUGGAGCUGGAGUCCCGCCUAGGCGCGCUGUGUCUUGUGGGUGGAAGCUCACUGACUGGGUUUUGGUGUUUUCGCGCAAUGCUGCGAGGGGAAGACCAGAAGCUGACAACGAAACACUUCAAUUAGCUUUAGCAGAAGAGAAAUGGAGGAACCAUAGAGCAUUAAGGAUGAAUUCAGGAAGACCCGAGACCAUGGAGAACUUGCCUGCUCUCUAUACUAUUUUCCAAGGAGAGGUUGCUAUGGUCACGGACUAUGGAGCCUUUAUCAAAAUCCCAGGCUGUCGGAAGCAAGGUCUGGUCCAUCGAACUCACAUGUCAUCCUGUCGCGUGGAUAAGCCCUCUGAGAUAGUAGAUGUUGGAGACAAAGUGUGGGUGAAGCUUAUUGGCCGAGAGAUGAAAAAUGAUAGGAUAAAAGUAUCCCUCUCCAUGAAGGUUGUCAACCAAGGGACUGGAAAGGACCUUGAUCCCAACAACGUUAUCAUUGAGCAAGAAGAGAGGCGGAGGCGGUCCUUCCAGGAUUACACUGGGCAGAAGAUCACCCUCGAGGCUGUCCUGAACACCACCUGCAAGAAGUGUGGCUGUAAAGGCCACUUUGCAAAGGAUUGUUUCAUGCAACCAGGUGGGACCAAGUAUUCUCUGAUACCUGAUGAGGAAGAGGAGAAAGAAGAGGCAAAGUCAGCAGAGCUUGAAAAGCCUGACACCACGAGAAAUUCUUCUAGAAAAAGAAAGAAGGAAAAGAAGAAAAAGAAACAUAGAGACAGGAAGUCAUCUGACUCCGACAGCUCAGACUCUGAGAGUGAUACAGGCAAGAGGCCAAGACACACGUCAAAGGACAGCAAGGCAGCAAAGAAGAAAAAAAAGAAGAAGAAGCACAAGAAGAAGCACAAGGAGUGAGAACGGAGCGUAGAGGGUGGUUGAGAGAAGGAAUCUGGAGCCUGUGCUUUGAAGCCCUGGCUCCUAGAAAGACUCAGUAGUAAGAAUAUGGCCUCCCACCCUCUUCUCUCCCAUGGGAGAUGGCGUCCCCUUGUGUCACAGGCAAGUCUGGAAGUUAGGUAUCAAAAGCAUCUGCCUGAAUGAGUUGUUCCCUUAUCACUCUUGGGCCCUUUGCAAGUGACCCCUGCAGCUCUCCCAUUCAUUCACCCAACUUCAUUCAGCAGGAGGUCGUAUUACCCUCUCCAGCUGCCACUGCCAGAGCCAGAUUCCUGUACAGGAGUCCAGGCUAGAGCCACAGGAACUGCUGUGCGGGGGAGUCUGGCUGUAGUUGAACAGCGUAAUUGGCCCCUGCCUAUUGGCCUACCUACCCUGGCCUGACUGGUGGAUGGUCUCUGUGACAUCCAGCACACGGGCAGAGGGAGACUGGCAGCAUGAGGGAGAACACAGUAAGAAGUGGUGCUCACUUUCUCCAUCCCCCCAACAUGAUUCUGCUAUGUUAGAAGUGACAGCCAGUGGUCACAGCCAGAAAAACAUUGUUUGCAGUGACUUAGCUUGCUUGUGACAUUCCAGCAGACCACUGAACCAGACAGCUCAAGCCGAAAUCAUUGCUUUACUUUGUAUUUACUACAGUGUGAGUCAAUUGGUUCCAUUUCAGGUUUCUGCUUAAAUUCCUGGUACUAAAUGGAAGUGUGUCUGGUUUUAAACUUA
This is a messenger RNA of Bubalus bubalis (water buffalo), 1683 nucleotides long. It is a transcript of the gene ZCCHC17, whose product is annotated as zinc finger CCHC-type containing 17. The record is from RefSeq and is a predicted model, not a curated record. Gene Ontology annotation, molecular function: RNA binding; zinc ion binding. The coding region runs from base 211 to 936 and encodes 241 amino acids. NCBI's taxonomy places the organism in Eukaryota, Metazoa, Chordata, Mammalia, Artiodactyla, Bovidae. Gene Ontology annotation, biological process: RNA stabilization. The transcript is spliced from 8 exons.